CAAAACUUGAGGUCUGGUUGCCUAAGCUCACGGGCCCGAAAAAGCCUCGGCACGUCCGGGGCGGGGUCUUGGGAGCAGCCGCGCGCCUUGCAGCUUCCAUUGCGUGGGCUUGGUGGAGCGGUUGCUUCCUGAGGAUUACGAGGCGCUCUUGGCCUAUAUGCAAUCUGGUCCCAAAAGAUUCAAACUCCAAGAUGACAACCCUCAAGGACCAGCUGAUUGUGAAUCUUCUUAAGGAAGAGCAGGCCCCCCAGAACAAGAUUACAGUGGUGGGGGUUGGUGCUGUUGGCAUGGCUUGUGCCAUCAGCAUCUUAAUGAAGGACUUGGCAGAUGAGCUUGCCCUUGUUGAUGUCAUGGAAGACAAGCUGAAGGGAGAGAUGAUGGACCUCCAGCAUGGCAGCCUCUUCCUUAGAACACCCAAAAUUGUCUCUGGCAAAGACUACAGUGUGACUGCAAACUCCAAGCUGGUCAUCAUCACCGCAGGGGCCCGUCAGCAAGAGGGAGAGAGCCGGCUCAAUUUGGUCCAGCGGAACGUGAACAUCUUCAAGUUCAUCAUUCCCAACGUGGUGAAGUACAGUCCCAACUGCAAGCUGCUCGUGGUUUCCAACCCAGUGGACAUCUUGACCUACGUGGCUUGGAAAAUAAGUGGUUUUCCCAAAAACCGAGUCAUUGGGAGUGGAUGCAAUCUGGACUCCGCUCGGUUCCGUUACCUGAUGGGGGAAAGGCUGGGAGUUCACCCCCUAAGCUGUCACGGAUGGGUCCUCGGGGAGCACGGAGACUCCAGUGUGCCCGUGUGGAGUGGCGUGAAUGUGGCCGGCGUCUCCCUGAAGAACCUGAACCCCGAGCUGGGCACGGACGCAGACAAGGAGCACUGGAAGGAGGUUCACAAGCAGGUGGUUGACAGUGCCUAUGAAGUGAUCAAACUGAAGGGUUACACAUCUUGGGCUAUUGGCCUCUCUGUGGCCGACUUGGCUGAGAGCAUAAUGAAGAAUCUUAGGCGGGUGCACCCCAUUUCCACCAUGAUUAAGGGUCUCUAUGGGAUCAAGGAUGAUGUCUUCCUCAGUGUCCCUUGCAUCCUGGGACAAAAUGGAAUCUCGGAUGUGGUGAAGGUGAAUCUGACCCCUGAAGAGGAGGCCCGCCUGAAGAAGAGUGCAGACACGCUCUGGGGGAUCCAGAAAGAGCUGCAGUUCUAAAGUCUCCCCAGGUCCUAGCUCUUCACUGUCCAGGCUGCAGCAGGGUCUAUGGAGACACUGUCUCCUCCAUCUGAGCUGUGGCUAGUGCCAUUGUGGUGUGGGGAAACCUCAGUUCCCACAGCUCUACCCUGAUGCUGAGUGGUACUUGUGUAGUGGUAACCUGGUUAGUGUGACAGUCCACUGUCCCCAAGACACACUGCCAAUUGUGUAUGACCCAGGAGCCUGCUGAGUCACUGCUGCGCACCCUCCCCAGACCUGCCGAGGCCGGCGAGUUCCCAGUUAGCCGCAACCUGGCUCCAGUGUGUGAGUCCGUUACGCAUAUCUUGUUCAUAAGGGUUCUAAAGAAUAUUACUUAGUAUAUUAUAUGUGUCUUAGUGUGCAUUGCAGUGUUGUGUAAAAUAGGAUGUGCGUGCGGAUGAUGUACCAGCUACCCAAGUGUCAUGCCAAUGAAAAUACCAAAUAAACCUUGAACAGUGA
This is a messenger RNA of Meriones unguiculatus (Mongolian gerbil), 1667 nucleotides long. RefSeq names its product lactate dehydrogenase A (gene Ldha). Gene Ontology annotation, molecular function: L-lactate dehydrogenase (NAD+) activity. The transcript has 8 exons. The record is from RefSeq and is a predicted model, not a curated record. Gene Ontology annotation, cellular component: cytoplasm. Gene Ontology annotation, biological process: carboxylic acid metabolic process. The coding region runs from base 192 to 1190 and encodes 332 amino acids. Lineage: Eukaryota; Metazoa; Chordata; Mammalia; Rodentia; Muridae.